Fundulus heteroclitus (mummichog) is the source of this 2246-nucleotide messenger RNA. RefSeq names its product ANTXR cell adhesion molecule 1c (gene antxr1c). The transcript is spliced from 18 exons. Lineage: Eukaryota; Metazoa; Chordata; Actinopteri; Cyprinodontiformes; Fundulidae. The record is from RefSeq and is a predicted model, not a curated record. Gene Ontology annotation, cellular component: membrane. Bases 442 to 2124 code for a protein of 560 amino acids. Gene Ontology annotation, molecular function: signaling receptor activity.
CCCGGGCCACUUCAUUCAAGUCUGUCCCAUGGGCUCCCACUUCUUCCAGCGCUAAACACUGCUCUACAGACCCCAGAUCCUACUCUGCAGUUUUACAUCCAAACCGAGACUUUGACAGAAAGCUUCUGUUUUUUUUUUUUUAUAAUUUCUUCAGCGUGUUGGAUGUUUUGUCUUGGAAAAAAUACAUUUCUCCUGCAUCUAAGAACUUAGAUGCAGGAGCAUCUCUCCAUCCGAGACAGUCGCUUGCACGGUCAUGGGUAUUAGCUGAGCUUUAAACAGAAAAGCUUCUCUUUUUUGCCGAACUGAAUCUUGCUCUUUUUACACACUGAUGUAAAGAACUCUUACGGAAAAGAAAAUCAUCGCUGCUUUUUUCCCCCCCUGCAAUCCACAAAGGAGUAAACGUUACCCACAGGAGCCAGAUUACAAAGAACGGUGCUGAACAUGCAUCUGGUUCUGGUUCUAGUUGGAUUAUUUCUCCUCUCUUGUCCAUCAGCAAGAGCGGAGCCGGAGUUGCCGGAGGUGGAGGAGGAAGAGGAGGAGGAGAGCUCCUGCCACGGCGCCUUUGACCUGUACUUUGUGCUCGAUAAGUCUGGCAGUGUGAUUGGCCACUGGGAUGAAAUCUUUCAAUUUGUGAAGAAUUUAGCUGAGAAGUUCAAAAGUCCCAUGCUGAGGAUGUCCUUCAUAACAUUCAGUUCCAGAGCAUCCACCAUCAUGAAACUGACAGAAAACAGAGUGAGCAUCCAAAAGGGCCUGAAUGCUCUGAGGAAAGAGAAACCUGGCGGGGAUACUUUGAUGGACCUGGGCCUGAAGAGUGCAAACGACCAGAUACGCAAGGAGAACUUUGGGACAGCCAGUGUGAUUAUCGCUCUCACAGAUGGAGACCUGCAAGAGCAGCAGCUCUACAAUGCACAACAACAGGCAGAGGAAGCCCGACGUCUUGGAGCGAUCGUGUACUGUGUUGGUGUCAAAGACUUUAAUGAAACACAGCUGGCCACCAUUGCAGACACCAUAGAGCAUGUGUUUCCUGUGCUAGGAGGGUUCCAUUCCCUUAGGGGGGUCAUCGACUCGAUUAUCAAGAAAUCCUGCAUUGAGAUUUUGGCAGCAGAACCUUCAAGUGUGUGUGCAGGAGAGACAUUUCAAGUGGUGGUGAGAGGGAACGGAUUUCUCCACGCAAGGAACAUCGACCAGGUGCUCUGCAGCUUCAAAAUCAACGAUACCGUCACAGUCAAUGAAAAGCCUGCUGGAGUAGAAGACAUGUUCUUACUGUGUCCGGCUCCUGUCAUCGAUGAGGUUGGAAAGGUGAUUUUCCUCCAAGUAAGCAUGAAUGAUGGCCUGUCCUUCAUCGGCAGCAAUGUCCACAUCACCACCACAGAGUGUUUCGACGGCACCAUCCUCUUGAUAACAUUGCUGGUGUUGUUCCUGCUGCUGGCCCUCCUCUUCAUGUGGUGGUUCUGGCCUCUGUGCUGCACCGUGGUGAUCAAGGAGCCUCCUCCUCCUCCUCCUCCUGAACCUGAGUCCGAUGAUGACGACGGCCUGCCAAAGAAGAAGUGGCCCACCGUGGAUGCUUCAUAUUACGGAGGAAGAGGAAUCGGUGGAAUCAAGAGGAUGGAGGUACGAUGGGGCGGGAAGGGCUCCACAGAGGAGGGGGCCAAGCUGGAGAAGCCGAAGAACGCGGUGGUGAAAAUGCCGGAGCAGGAGUACGAACCUUACGAGCCCAAACCCAAGAAGUCUCAGAACAAGAAGCCGCCUCAAAACCGGAAGUGGUACACGCCUAUCCGGGGUAAGCUGGAUGCCAUCUGGGCUCUGUUUCGCCGUGGGUAUGACCAGGUUUCCCUGAUGAGACCCCAGCCUGGUGAUCAUGGUAGAUGCAUCAACUUUACAAGAGUAAAAGAUGACUCAGCAGCAACCAAGGCCCCACCCCGUACUCCAAACCACGCGCCUUCGCCGCCUCCGCCAGACUACCGCCCCGUCGCCCGCUCCAACUCCUCUUCUCCUACGUCCUCCAGCCCGGCCACCAGAUCACCACCAUCAGGCCAGGGGCCUCCAGGACCACCACCAUCCCGCACACCUCCAGGGCCACCCUGUCCUCCACCGGCCCGCCCUCCACCCACCCUUCAGCCCUGAAUCACGUGGACAAACUUCCUCCACCAGAUCCACUUUGAUAUCACAUUGAUAUUACUACCCUUCUGAGCAUAUGUAUCUUAAAGGAGGUGGUCCUGCUGCCAAAUUAUGCUCCCACCUUAUAC